Molecule: messenger RNA, 3773 nt
Organism: Lineus longissimus
Lineage: Eukaryota; Metazoa; Nemertea; Pilidiophora; Heteronemertea; Lineidae
Product: papilin-like
Exons: 5
Coding region: 1-3753 (1250 amino acids)
Molecular function (GO): serine-type endopeptidase inhibitor activity
Source: RefSeq, a predicted model, not a curated record
AUGGUGGCACGCGGGAAGUUAGGCGUUCUUCUUGUUCUUGUUUUUGCUCUCUGUUUUGCUCAUGCAACGGAUUCUGAAAUCGAAGAAGCUGAUAGGACAUUCUGGGGUAAACUCGCCGCAGUUUUUAAUACCGGAAGCGAGAACGCAAAUGUUGGUGCUGCAGGUGCAAACAAUGUGGGCGGAGAGGCUGCGGUCGAGGAGUCGGAGAAUGGUCCGGGUGUUUCAGAUGGUGCAGGGAUGACUGGUGCUGGAAACCAGGGCAACGCAGGCGACUUUGGAGACAUAGUUUUGGACAAAGUGAUUUUUCCUCAUCGGGUCUUGGACGCUUUUAAAGAGAAUACAGAGAACUCAACCGAAAAUGAGGAUAUCUCGGGACCCCAGCCCGUCAACAAGGUUUGCGAUCUCCAGAUGGACAGAGGCCCAUGUCGUGGUUACUUCAGGAAGUUUUACUUCGACAAGUUUACUGGCGAGUGUGCAAUGUUCGUCUUUGGAGGCUGUAAGGGCAAUGACAACAGGUUCAGCACCAUGGAAGACUGCAAAAAAACCUGCUCAUCAUUCCCAAAGCCAGAAGUGACGGAGAGGCCAAUGCAGAUCAACGUCUGCAAGCUGCCGAAGGUCUCCGGUCCCUGCACUGGCCAGUUCAGGCAGUACUAUUACUACCCUUACACUUCAAAAUGCGAGCUAGUCUUCGGUGGUUGUCUCUCUGGGGGUAACAGAUUCGAUAGCUUAGAGAAGUGUGAAAGUUUGUGCGUCCCGGAGUCUGAGAGAUUGGUGGUGAAGUCUACACUUCCACCGGGAUAUUCAGGGCCUGUUACUGACGGCGGACAGGUUGUCGAUGUUAGUGUUAUUCUCGAGCCCACAAAUCCGAACUGUUCGCUACCAAAAGAUGCCGGUUUGUGUUACGGAUAUUUCCUCAGCUAUUUCUAUAAUAUUAUGACCACAAAAUGUGAAUCAUUUGUUUACGGUGGUUGCCAAGGUAAUGCGAAUCGCUUCCCGUCAUUGAAGGAGUGUGAACGAGCCUGCGUCUCCAAGAUCGAAACUGAUGUCGUCAAUAUUGUUGUCGGUCCUGAAAGUGAAGGCAAAGACGGGGGCGAAAACGGAGAAGUAAAUAAAAAGGUCCUGUGUGCACCACCUGUGACAGAUAUCGGCGGCGGUGUGCCGUGUCUUCGCUCCUUCAUCAAGUACUACUUCAACAGCACGACAGACAAAUGUGAGGUAGUCUACGGCGCUUGUAACGGUUAUGGCGACCUUUUUGACAGCCCUGGUUACUGUGAGAAUGUAUGUUUACCUGUCAGUACUACGUCUCCCCCAGUGACCCCUGCAGAUUCCAGCAGAGAUGUAGGGAUACAACCUACACAAAAUGACAAUGUCUGCGAACUUGAAAGAGAUUCUGGACCGUGUUAUGCCGCCUUCAAGAUGUUUUUCUACAACAAAUCCACCAAGAAAUGUGAGCCAUUUUUGUACGGCGGUUGCCGAGGAAACCAGAACAGGUUUAUGUCCGUGACACUGUGUCAACAAAGAUGUUUGCAGACAACAGAAAUGCUAGAAGUAACCAGUAUAUCCCCAGUGGUUACAGAUGUCUGCUCCCUCAAACUAGAUCGCGGCCCGUGCCGGGCGACUCUUACGAAGUUCUUCUUUAAUGCAGAGACCAAAAAAUGUGAGGAAUUUGUCUACGGCGGGUGUGUUGGUAAUGAUAAUCGCUUUGAUAGUUUGAAAGACUGCGAAGACAAGUGUGCACCUAAACCAUCAGCAACAACUCUCUCAAUGCCAGUUGACGUUUGUUCUUUAGGCCCGGAAACUGGUCCGUGCAAAGCAGCCUUCACUUAUUACUACUACAACCCAAGCACAGGGAAAUGCGAGGCGUUUUUGUAUGGAGGGUGCAAAGGGAAUGGUAAUAGGUUCGCAACUGUUGGGAUGUGUGAAAUGAUCUGCGCGAUGUCAGUUGUGGAUGAGGGCACUGUUGUUCCAGUUACUCCAAGUCCGUCCACGGCACCAGAUGACAAAAAGGUCAACAUAACUUCUGUUGUUCUUCCAGUUGACAUUUGUUUGCUGGAUGUAGAGAUAGGUCCAUGUAGAGCAGUAUUCAGGAAUUUCUUCUUCAAUAGUAAGACAAGCAAAUGCGAGGAAUUCUUGUAUGGAGGCUGCAAGGGAAACGGCAACAGGUUUUUGACUGUUGGAAUGUGCGAAAUGAUUUGCAUGCCUGAGGAACGUUCAAUAGAAGUACCAGCACAACCCACAGAAUCUGCCCUGACGACAACUGCUACUCCUGCAAUUCCCAAUGCUUGUUCCAUAGGCCCAGAUACUGGUCCAUGCAAGGCAUCUUUUCUAAGGUACUUCUACAACCCAGUGUCGAACAAGUGCGAGGAGUUUCUGUACGGAGGAUGUAGGGGCAAUGGCAAUAGGUUCAAUACUGUUGAGAUGUGUGAAAUGAUCUGUGUCACCGCUUCAGGUGAUGGCAAUGAGAAUCAAGACACGACUGUUCGCCCGUCUGCAGAGCCCACAGAUGAAGGAGAUGAAGAGCCAUCUGCUCAGCCUGCAGACCAAUCUACGGAAUCACCAUCUGCAGAACCUGCAUACAGGUCUACAGCGUCAACUGUUGCAGAGCCAUCUACAAAACCUACAGACAUGUCUACCGAAUCGCCUACUGCAGAGCCAUCUGCAGAGCCCACAAACCUGCCUUCGGAAUCAUCAUCUGUAGAGCCCACAGACCUGUCUUCAGAAUCGCCGGCUGCAGAGCCAUCUGCUGAGCCCACAGACCAACCUACGGAAUCACCCGACACAGAGCCAUCUGUUGCCAACCAGUCUACGGAAACAUCAGCUUCUACAGUGUCUCAGAAUUCCACAAUGAUGGGCUUUAACACAACGAGAGCAAUGCCAAAGGACACCACGCCACCAAUGCCAGCUGACAGGUGCUCUAUGCGCAAAGACCACGGGCCGUGCUUUGGGUUGUUCAAGCAAUAUUUCUUCGACAAGUCCAGCGGGAAAUGUCGGAAAUUCAUGUAUGGUGGUUGCAAGGGGAAUGAUAACAGAUUUGACUCAUCAGCAGAGUGUGAGAAGGCAUGUGCCCCGGUGCCGGCUGCACUUGAACGAAUGGGAUUUAAUACACCAGCUUCAACGACAACCAGAACGAGAGACGUCUGCCUCUUGCCAAGGCGGGCUGGUCCUUGCUACGCAAAUAUCCGGAGAUAUUUCUACAACAACGAGUCAGAGAAAUGCGAAGAGUUUAGCUUUGGUGGUUGCCUAGGAAAUGAGAAUCGAUUCGAGAUGCUUGAGCAAUGUGAGGAGAGAUGCGUGAUCAGACCCACAGCACCCCCCUGCGUGAUGUCGUCUGCUUGUCCUGUAUGUAUGGAGGAGGUGCCAAAGAGGAUAUUUCCAGUUUUCUGUCUGGCCAACAAUGCCUACAAGACUACAAUAAGGAAAGCGUCUACGGAGAGUUGGCCACUGAAAAUCCAGGCAGAUCUCCGCCCUGCUCAAAAGAUGCCAAUGGGACUUUAUACUAAAUGGGUCCUCCCCGAUGAAUGUGAAUGCCCUAUAUUGGCAAAUGUCGGUAACAAGGUUGUACUCCUCGUUGGAAAAAACACCCAGCUUCUCCGGGUGCCCGACUCCAGAACGCGUGCAUUGAUCUACCUCAACAAUGACGUCACAGUACUUCCACUGACCAUUGACCUUGAACGGACAAUCUUCAAAGGUCAUAAGACAAACGAAUGCGAUUAUCAGUCGGCAGACAAGAAACCACAAAACUCUAAAAAAUAAAGAGACAUCAUCACGUCAAA